AUGCCACUGGAAUCAUGUAUGCUCGUUAUCGACAAUUCCGAGUAUAUGCGCAAUGGGGACUAUCCACCCAGCCGCUUUGACGCGCAGACAGACGCAAUCACAACUGUAUUCUCUGCAAAAGUAGACUCGAAUCCAGAAAACACGGCUGGUGUCAUGACCAUGGCCGGUAAAAGUCCAGAAGUCCUCGUAACUCCCACACAAGACGUCGGAAAGAUUCUUUCUGCUCUCCAUAAUACCACUAUGAGCGGCAGCGUCGACGUUUUGACCGCCAUCCAAGUCGCACAGCUCGCAUUGAAACAUCGACAAAACAAGAAUCUUCGUCAGAGGAUCAUUGCCUUUGUCGGCUCUCCCAUCAGCGACGCCGUAGACGAACGCGCCAUGACACGCGUCGGGAAGAAACUCAAGAAGAACAAUGUCGCACUAGACAUUGUUGCCUAUGGAGAAUACGAGGAAAACGAGAAGAGACUAAAAGCCCUCGUUGAUGCCGUGCAGAACAAUGACAAUAGUCACUUUUUGAUCAUCGCACCAGGGAGCCACCUCAUGUCGGACAUUCUCCUCUCGUCGCCCAUCCUCCGAGACCCUUCAGAGGCAGGCGUCCCCGGCGGAGAUGAAGCAGGUGGCUCGGGAGGAGGAAACGCAUUCGAAUUUGGAUUCGAUCCGUCUUUGGAUCCGGAACUUGCUCUCGCACUCCGCAUGUCCAUGGAAGAAGAACAAGCACGACAACGGAAUGCAGAAGCCGCCAGCUCGAGUGCUGCUGCACCCGCGGCGUCGACUAGCACAUCUGCGGCGAUGAAUACAGAGGGCGAGACGACGCCAAAGCCAGCGCCAAAGGUACUCGAAUCCACCACUGCUGAAGACGAUGCCAUGGAUGCAGACGAGAAUGAUCCACUCCUCGCCCAGGCAAUCGCCAUGUCUACCGGAGGCGGAGCAGCAACGACUGCUGCCAGUGAUGCGGACAAGGAUGACGAGGAUAUGGAUGGUGAAGAAGACGACGACGAAGAUGGGGAUGAUGAGGAUGAAGAAGAAGGAGAAGACGAAGAGGACGAAGAGGCGGCGAUUGCAAUGGCCAUUGCCAUGAGCAUGAAGCAGCAAGAAGACGAUGCGUCCGCCAGCGAUCCAAAGGCGAAAAAAAAGUAG
Messenger RNA from Serendipita indica DSM 11827, 1137 nucleotides. NCBI's taxonomy places the organism in Eukaryota, Fungi, Basidiomycota, Agaricomycetes, Sebacinales, Serendipitaceae. The record is from the annotation of a GenBank genome assembly.